This is a messenger RNA of Trachemys scripta elegans, 9664 nucleotides long. It is a transcript of the gene UNC79, whose product is annotated as unc-79 homolog, NALCN channel complex subunit. The record is from RefSeq and is a predicted model, not a curated record. Gene Ontology annotation, molecular function: protein binding. Bases 283 to 8403 code for a protein of 2706 amino acids. Lineage: Eukaryota; Metazoa; Chordata; Testudines; Emydidae. The transcript has 52 exons.
UUCACGCCUCCUUCUCCGUUCUCCCUCUGCCCCUCACGUCGGCGGCAGCAGCUGUCGGGGCGCGUUUGGCUCCCAGCUGCAGGCCAGGCCUCCGGAGGGUUGCUCGGGGCUAGAUUUGCCGUCGCAAGAAUGGUCGCGGCAGAGGGGUGGGAGGGACGCAGCUCGGCCAGCCACUCGCGCCUGGGCAGCAGGGAGGGACCAUCGCUCAUCGCGGGCUGAGGGGGAGAGAAGAACCCAAAGGCCACCGACAUUGGGGCGAAACAUUUCCACCCGGACAACAUCAUGUCCACCAAAGCGGAGCAGUUUGCUUCCAAGAUCCGCUACCUACAAGAAUACCAUAACCGCGUUCUUCACAACAUUUACCCUGUGCCCUCUGGAACUGACAUUGCAAACACUCUGAAAUACUUUUCUCAGACUUUAUUGAGCAUUUUGUCCCGCACAGGGAAGAAGGAGAAUCAAGAUGCCUCCAAUUUGACAGUGCCCAUGACCAUGUGUCUUUUUCCUGUGCCAUUCCCACUCACCCCAUCUCUAAGACCACAGGUCAGUUCCAUCAACCCUACUGUUACUCGCUCCCUCCUUUACAGCGUCCUGCGAGAUGCUCCAUCUGAACGCGGCCAGCAAAGUCGUGAUGCUCAGUUAUCAGACUACCCAUCAUUGGACUAUCAAGGACUUUACGUGACAUUGGUGACUCUGCUGGAUCUAGUUCCUUUGCUACAGCAUGGUCAGCAUGAUCUUGGACAGUCGAUUUUUUACACAACCACAUGUUUGCUUCCUUUUCUCAAUGAUGACAUCCUGAGUACUUUGCCUUAUACAAUGAUUUCAACAUUAGCCACCUUUCCACCAUUUCUGCACAAGGAUAUUAUAGAGUAUCUCAGUACCUCUUUUCUGCCUAUGGCUAUAUUGGGAUCUUCAAGGAGAGAAGGAGUGCCUGCACACGUCAAUCUAUCUGCAUCUUCAAUGCUAAUGAUUGCAAUGCAGUAUACAUCAAAUCCUGUGUAUCAUUGUCAGUUACUGGAAUGCCUCAUGAAAUAUAAGCAAGAAGUAUGGAAAGACUUGCUGUAUGUAAUAGCUUAUGGUCCUUCUCAAGUAAAACCUCCGGCAGUACAAAUGCUAUUCCACUAUUGGCCCAAUUUAAAACCGCCAGGGGCAAUAAGUGAGUACAGAGGAUUGCAGUACACAGCCUGGAAUCCCAUCCACUGCCAGCAUAUUGAAUGCCAUAAUGCAAUUAACAAACCAGCUGUGAAGAUGUGCAUAGAACCUUCCUUGUCUGUGGCUCUGGGUGAUAAGCCACCUCCGCUUUACCUGUGUGAAGAAUGCAGCCAGAGGAUUGCAGGGGACCACAGUGAAUGGUUGGUUGAUGUUCUCCUGCCACAAGCUGAAAUUUCUGCUAUAUGUCAGAAGAAGAACUGUAGCUCACAUGUCAGAAGGGCUGUCGUCACCUGCUUCUCAGCAGGCUGCUGUGGCCGCCAUGGUAACAGGCCAGUGCGCUACUGCAAAAGAUGCCAUUCGAACCAUCACAGCAGUGAAGUUGGGGCAGCUGCAGAGACCCACCUUUAUCAGACAUCUCCUCCCCCAAUCAAUACGCGGGAGUGUGGGGCUGAGGAACUAGUUUGUACUGUGGAAGCUGUGAUCAGCUUGUUGAAGGAAGCAGAGUUCCAUGCUGAGCAGAGGGAGUAUGAACUCAACCGCAGGAGGCAGAUGGGCCUCUCCUCUUCCCAUCAUUCCUUGGACAACACUGACUUUGAUAACAAAGAUGAUGACAAGCAUGACCAGCGCAUCCUGAGCCAGUUUGGAAUCUGGUUCUUAGUGAGCCUUUGUACUCCCAGUGAGAAUACUCCAACAGAGAGCUUAGCUCGCCUGGUUAGUAUGGUUUUCCAGUGGUUUCAUUCCACAGCUUAUAUGAUGGAUGAUGAAGUUGGUAGCCUGGUGGAAAAACUCAAACCUCAGUUUGUCACCAAGUGGCUGAAGACAGUUUGUGAUGUUCGAUUUGAUGUCAUGGUUAUGUGCCUACUUCCUAAGCCAAUGGAGUUUGCCAGGGUUGGUGGAUACUGGGACAAAUCCUGUAGCACUGUGACACAAUUAAAGGAAGGUCUGAGUCGUAUCCUCUGCCUGAUUCCAUACAAUGUAAUAAACCAGCCUGUGUGGGAAUGUAUUAUGCCAGAAUGGCUGGAAGCCAUUAGAACAGAAGUGCCUGAUAGUCAACUGAAAGAGUUCAGAGAAGUACUAAGCAAAAUGUUUGAUAUUGAGCUUUGCCCACUGCCUUUUUCCAUGGAGGAGAUGUUUGGCUUCAUUAGUUGUCGAUUCACGGGCUAUCCUUCCUCUGUGCAGGAGCAAGCUUUGCUCUGGCUGCAUGUGUUAUCUGAGUUAGACAUUGUGGUUCCUCUUCAGCUACUGAUCAGUAUGUUUUCCGAUGGAGUUAAUUCUGUCAAAGAGUUAGCAAAUCAAAGAAAAUCAAGAGUCAGUGAACUGGCAGGGAAUCUUGGAGCUCGAAGGGUGAGUGUUGCCUCUGACCCUGGACACAGGGUUCAGCACAAUAUGCUGAGUCCUUUCCCAAGUCCUUUCCAGAGCCCAUUUCGCAGCCCCAUGCGCAGUCCUUUCCGCAGCCCAUUCAAGAACUUUGGACAUCCUGGAGGGAGGACUAUAGACUUUGACUGUGAUGAAGAUGAAAUGAAUCUGAAUUGCUUCAUACUGAUGUUUGAUCUCAUCCUGAAGCAGAUGGAACUCCAAGAUGAUGGCAUCACCUUGGGUUUGGAGAACAGUCUCUCGAAGGACAUAAUUUCCAUCAUAAACAAUGUGUUUCAGGCCCCUUGGGGUGGCUCUCACACCUGUCAGAAAGAUGAAAAAGUAGUAGAAUGUAACCUGUGCCAGUCUAGCAUUCUCUGUUACCAGCUGGCUUGUGAGCUGCUGGAGCGACUAGCUCCAAAAGAAGAAAUCAGGCUGGUGGAGCCCACAGACAACCUUGAGGAUAGUCUUCUGUAUACUAGACCCGAGUUUAUUAUAGGAACUGAAGGGGAAGAGGAAAAUAAAUCUGCAACAAAACAUGGAGAAAACCCAGGAAAUCAUAGAGAGACAACAGAAAAUGCUGCAUCAAUAAAAAAUGACACCGAAAGAAAAUUCUGUUACCAGCAACUUCCAGUUACCUUGAAGCUCAUAUACACUGUAUUGCAGGAAAUGGCUAGAUUUGAAGAGCCAGACAUUCUUUUUAACAUGCUGAACUGUUUGAAGAUUCUCUGUCUUCAUGGGGAAUGUUUGUACAUUGCAAGAAAGGACCAUCCACAAUUCUUGGCUUACAUUCAAGAUCAGAUGCUGAUUGCAAGUUUAUGGAGAGUAGUGAAGUCUGAUUUCUCUCAGCUUUCUUCAUUGGCUGUUCCACUCCUUCUACAUGCUCUGUCGCUUCCUCAUGGAGCUGAUAUUUUCUGGACAAUCAUAAACAGCAAUUUUAACAGCAAAGAUUGGAAGAUGAGGUUUGAAGCAGUAGAGAAAGUGGCUGUUUUGUGCAGGUUUCUGGACAUUCACUCAGUGACCAAAAAUCACCUGCUGAAAUAUUCUUUGGCUCAUGCAUUCUGCUGUUUUUUGACUGCCAUGGAGGAUGUCAACCCAGCAGUGGCUACAAGAGCUGGGCUAUUACUUGACACCAUAAAGAGGCCAGCUUUGCAGGGUCUGUGCCUCUGCCUUGAUUUCCAGUUUGAUACAGUUGUCAAAGACAGACCCACAAUUCUCAGCAAGCUUUUGCUCCUUCAUUUUCUAAAGCAGGACAUUCCGGCUUUGAGCUGGGAGUUCUUUGUGAAUCGCUUUGAGACACUCUCUCUGGAAGCACAGCUUCAUCUGGACUGCAACAAAGAAUUCCCUUUUCCAACAACUAUCACUGCUGUCCGGACAAAUGUCGCCAACCUCAGUGAUACAGCAAUGUGGAAGAUCAAGAGGGCUCGUUUUGCACGUAAUCGUCAGAAGAGCGUGCGUUCCCUGAGGGACAGCGUGAAGGGACCUGGGGAAUCAAAGAGAGCACUCUCUCUUCCAGAAACCUUAACCACCAAAAUCCCUGUGAGGUUGACCAGGCAUGAGCAGUCUGCUCCUGCACUUGGUGGAACACCAGAGCAAACGCCAGGACAACCAUCCCCAGAGAAUGACAAUACAAUAAAGGACCUGCUUCCAGAGGAUGCUGGGAUUGAUCAUCAGACCGUCCACCAGCUGAUUACUGUGCUAAUGAAGUUUAUGGCAAAGGAUGAGAGUAGUGCUGAGUCAGAUAUCAGCAGUGCUAAAGCCUUCAACACAGUGAAGCGCCAUCUGUAUGUCUUGCUUGGCUAUGAUCAACAGGAAGGAUGCUUCAUGAUUGCGCCUCAGAAAAUGCGCAUUUCAACUUGUUUUAAUGCAUUUAUCGCUGGAAUAGCACAAGUGAUGGACUAUAACAUUAACCUGGGAAAACAUCUCCUUCCAUUAGUGGUUCAGGUGCUGAAGUAUUGCACUUGUCCUCAACUAAGACAUUACUUCCAGCAGCCUCCCCGCUGCUCCCUCUGGUCCAUCAAACCUCACAUUCGGCAGAUGUGGUUAAAGGCGUUACUUGUCAUCCUUUACAAGUAUCCGUACAGAGACUGUGACAUCAGCAAGAUUGUGCUGCAUCUGAUCUACAUAACAGUCAACACACUCAACGCCCAGUACCACAGCUGCAAGCCACAUGCCACAGCCGGUCCUUUGUACAGUGACAACAGUAACAUAAGCCGAUACAGUGAAAAGGAAAAAGCAGAGGAAGACAGUGUCUUUGAUGAAUCUGAUAUUCAUGAAACCCCAACUGGACCCUGCAGUAAAGAGUCGCAAACAUUCUUUGCAAGACUGAAAAGAAUUGGUGGCAGCAAAAUGGUGAAAUAUCAACCAGUUGAGAUGAAUGCCCAGAGAAGUGAAAUAGAACUGGCUGAAUAUAGAGAAACUGGGGCGUUACAAGACAGCAUUCUACACUGUGUGAGAGAAGAAAGCAUUCAGAAAAAAAAACUGCGCUCUCUAAAACAAAAAUCUCUUGAUAUAGGGAAUGCAGACUCCCUGUUGUUUUCAUUAGAUGAACAUCGUAGGAAGUCCUGCAUAGACCGGUGUGACUUAGAUAAACCACCCACCACUGCUGCUUACACCAUGCAUAGACAGAAUGAGUAUGGACGACCUAGACAGAAUUCUUCUACCAGGACUGAAAAUACAGAGACACAAGAGAAUCCUUCUGUCAUGGAAAGCUUCCGGGAAAUAAGGAGACCUGUCAUACCAGAAGUCAGGCUAAACUGCAUGGAAACAUAUGAAGUAAAAGUGGAUUCUCCAGUGAAACCUCCUGUUCUUAAAGAGGAUUUAGAUCUGAUAGAUUUGUCCUCUGACUCAACAUCAGGGCCUGACAAGCAUUCAAUCCUUUCCACUUCAGACAGUGACUCUCUAGUCUUUGAACCACUUCCUCCCCUGAGAAUAGUGGAGAGUGAUGAAGAAGAAGAAACAACAAACCAAUUAAACGAUGGUGUCUCUGGCAAAACUGCUGUGUCAUCUCCCACAUCUCUCAUCAGUGCCUCUGCCCUCAGCCUCAGUGCAACCCGCCUCGUGCAGUUCAGCAUUGAGGAUUGCUCCAAAGACUUUACAUCUAAGGAUGUUAGCAAUAAUGUUUCAUUAGGAAAAAAGGAAAUCCCCUCCACAGCUCCCAAAGAUCAAAAAGACUUUGAAGAGUUAGCUAAGCCAGAGGAGCUUCAAGAUGUGUCCUGUGGGAGCCCACUAACACUUAAGCAAAAGCGAGACCUAUUGCAAAAGUCAUUUGCACUCCCUGAGAUUUCCCUUGAUGAUAACUCUGAGCUUAGCGUGGAAGAAAUUAAACCUUGUGGACCAGUUCCAAGUUCAAAUGUAAAAACUGUCCUUAUUAAGGUUCCUGAAGACUCUGAAAACCAAACAGAACCUGAUAAGCUUGAUGCCAACACAGAAUCUGAUACAGAACAGAAACAGGAGGAAGAAGCUGAGGAGUCAGAAUUUAAGAUUCAGAUUGUUCCCAGGCAGAGAAAACAGAGAAAGAUUGCUGUGAGUGCUAUACAGAGAGAAUACCUUGACAUUUCCUUCAACGUUCUAGACAAGCUGGGGGAACAGAAAGAGACAGAUCCCACUGCUAAAGGACUUUCAACUCUGGAAAUGCCAAGAGAAUCAUCUUCUGCUCCAACACUUGAAGCAGGUGUGCCAGAGACAAGUAGUCACUCUUCCAUAUCAACUCAGUUCAGACAGAUGAAAAGGGGCUCCCUGGGAGCUCUGACAAUGAACCAGCUAAUGAAGAGACAGCUGGAACACCAAUCUAGUGCACCCCAUAAUAUCAGCACUUGGGACACUGAACAGAUACAGCAUGGGAAGCGGCCGUGCAAUGUCUCAGUUUGCCUAAACCCUGACCUGGAGGGACCACCACUAAGAAUAAGAGGUGCCACCAAAUCCAGCUUACUGUCAGCACCCAGUAUAGUCAGUAUGUUUGUACCAGCCCCAGAAGAAUUUACCGAUGACCAACCUACUAUGAUGACUGACAAAUGCCAUGAUUGUGGAGCUAUCCUCGAAGAGUAUGAUGAAGAAACACUAGGUCUGGCCAUAGUUGUUCUCUCCACAUUCAUUCACCUCAGCCCAGAUUUGGCUGCUCCUUUGUUGUUGGACAUCAUGCAGUCUGUAGGAAGGUUGGCGUCAAGUACCUGUUUUUCUAAUCAAGCAGAAAGCAUGAUGAUCCCUGGUAAUGCUGCCGGUGUGGCUAAGCAAUUUCUCCGUUGCAUUUUCCAUCAGCUGGCUCCCAAUGGUAUAUUUCCACAGCUGUUCCAGAGCAAUAUCAAAGAUGGAAGUUUUUUACGGACCCUGGCUACAUCUCUUAUGGACUUCAGUGAGCUGAGCUCCGUAGCUGCACUGAGCCAACUAUUAGAGGGUUUAAACAACAAAAAGAACUUGCCAGCAGGGGGCGCAAUGCUACGUUGUUUGGAAAACAUUGCUACAUUUAUGGAAGCUUUGCCAAUGGAUUCUCCUAGUAACCUCUGGACCACUAUUAGUAACCAGUUUCAGACUUUCUUUACCAAACUGCCUUGUGUUUUGCCACUUAAGUGUUCUUUAGAUUCCAGUUUAAGAAUAAUGAUUUGCCUGUUGAAGAUACCUACCACUAGUGCCACCCGGAGUCUUCUUGAGCCAUUUUCAAAAUUAUUAAGCUUUGUCAUUCAGAAUGCUGUCUUCACUCUGGCCUACCUGGUAGAACUUUGUGGCUUAUGCUACCGAGCCUUCACUAAGGAAAGGGAUAAGUUCUACUUGUCCCGCAGCGUCAUCUUAGAAUUACUGCAGGCACUGAAGUUAAAGUCACCCUUACCAGAUACGAACCUGCUGCUGUUGGUACAGUUUGUUUGUGCAGAUGCUGGAACAAAACUAGCUGAGUCAACAAUCUUGCAUAAACAGAUGAUUGCAUCUAUGCCUGGAUGUGGAACAGCAGCAAUGGAGUGCAUGAGGCAGUACGUUAAUGACGUGCUGGAUUUUAUUGCCGAUAUGCAUACCUUAACCAAAUUAAAGAGUCACAUGAAGACGUGUUCCCAGCCACUGCAUGAAGACACAUUUGGUGGACAUCUCAAAGUUGGUUUAGCUCAGAUUGCAGCUAUGGAAAUUACACGAGGCAAUCACAGAGAUAAUAAAGCUGUGAUUCGUUACUUGCCGUGGCUGUAUCAUCCUCCUUCUGCAAUGCAACAGGGGCCCAAAGAAUUCAUCGAAUGUGUAUCUCAUAUUCGUUUACUUUCCUGGCUACUUCUGGGGUCUCUGACACACAAUGUCGUCUGUCCGAAUUUUCCCUCGUCUUGCAUGCCAAUUCCUCUGGAUGCUGGCUCCCACAUUGCAGACCACCUUAUUGUUAUCCUGAUUGGGUUUCCAGAGCAAUCAAAGACAUCAGUGCUGCACAUGUGUUCCCUCUUCCAUGCAUUUAUAUUUGCUCAGCUCUGGACAGUGUAUUGUGAACAAACAGCAGUAGCUCCUACGGUCCAAAAUCAAAAUGAGUUUAGCUUUACAGCCAUCCUUACAGCUCUGGAGUUCUGGAGCCGAGUGACACCUAGUAUCAUACAGCUGAUGGCACAUAACAAAGUGAUGGUGGAAAUGGUGUGUCUACAUGUGAUUAGUUUAAUGGAGGCUUUACAAGAAUGCAAUUCCACUAUCUUUGUCAAGCUAAUACCUAUGUGGUUGCCAAUGAUUCAGUCAAAUCUAAAGCAUUUAUCUGCUGGACUCCAACUGCGCCUUCAAGCCAUUCAGAAUAACGUGAACCACCACAGCCUGAGGAUGUUACAGGGGUCAGGACAAAUGAACAAUAGCUCAUCUGCACUCCGCAAAUGGCUCCAGUGUACCCAGUUUAAAAUGGCUCAAGUGGAAAUUCAGUCAUCUGAAGCUGCAUCUCAGUUUUAUCCUCUAUGAAUUAUGUAAAUUGUUCCAAAUCCUCACUUUUGGUCUAGCAAUAAAAGGGUUAAAGCUAUAAGAUAAAAGCCCAUUUUUGUAUAUAUAAGUACUUUAUCUAUGCUUUUUAGCCUAGGACAAUUGUGCAAAAGCUUGCGCAGGGCAAAGCUAAGAGCCUGAUCCUGCCAGUCUGUAAUCACACAUAUAAAUUAUUGCUCAUACGAGCAGGCCCAGUGAAGUCAUUGAGAUUGCUCUCAAGAAUGUUUGCAGGGUUGGGCUCUAUCUUUCAUGCUAAACAUAUCUCUAAUCAUUGAAAUAUUUGAUUCUCAAAUGGUUUUUUAUAUUAUUUUUGAAACAAAAACAAAAAUAAUUUUUCUUUAAUUAACUUCUAUUUUUUUUAAACUAGACUAGUGCGUAUUCAUCAACGCGUGAAAGUGCUAUGUUGCUAUUUUGGAUGAUAACCAAAAAAAAAAAAAAAAAAAAGGGUGGGGUGGGGUGGUAGUGGUAGUGGUGGUGCUUCGGGAUCCUUUCUACAGCUUUUUCUUUAAACUCAAUUGGCAAUGCAAUAAAAUUUGUCACUGUAAAACAGUGAUGUUACAAUGAGGCUUUUUGUCAUUAUGUUCUGGAAAAACAGCCGCUUGGGAGGAGCAUUAUUACAAAGCACGCUUAGAAAGGAGGUUGUUAAUCUGUGCCAGUUUGUCUUUUUGUUUAAUGUUUACCACACCUAUCAAGUAUGGUUUAUUAUUUUUUGAAAAAGUUACUUUUCACUUCAUUGAUUUUGUGCUGUACUUUCCUGUAAGCUUCAUGGAAACCUCUUUAGUUUUGUGAAUACUGUAUUCUAGUCUUUUGUGAAUAUUUGUAUACAGUGCAAUUAAAAAUGUACAGCUCAAUUCUGCUCUUUUUCAUGUUUAGGGAAGUUUUACCAUAGAGUUCAGCAGGAGCAGGUUUGGUCCUGAACUUUUGCAUUAUGAUGAUAACAAAUUAUAGCUAUUGCAUAAUAUUGCAUAGAAAGUUUGUUUAAUAACAAAUUAAUUUUAACAGCAUUAAAGGACUGAUCCAAAGCCCAUUUAAGUGAAUGGAAAGACUUUCAUUGUCUUCAGUGGCUUUGGGUGAAUUCCUAAAAAGACCAGAAUUUAUCACCUCGUGUAAUUAAUAUUCAAUUCUGUCGAUUCGUAAAUGAUAUCUCUCAUAUUUAUUACUGUAAUGCACUGACUAGAAUAAUAAUAAAUAUACAUGUAAGCUGUAUAUUAAAAUCCUAUUAAAAACAUACCCUUUACUACCA